This is a messenger RNA of Spathaspora passalidarum NRRL Y-27907, 1293 nucleotides long. It is a transcript of the gene HEX1, whose product is annotated as Hex1p. NCBI's taxonomy places the organism in Eukaryota, Fungi, Ascomycota, Pichiomycetes, Serinales, Debaryomycetaceae. The transcript has a single exon. Gene Ontology annotation, cellular component: membrane. Gene Ontology annotation, biological process: glycosaminoglycan metabolic process; carbohydrate metabolic process. The record is from RefSeq and is a predicted model, not a curated record. Gene Ontology annotation, molecular function: beta-N-acetylhexosaminidase activity. Bases 164 to 1252 code for a protein of 362 amino acids.
AUAUAAACAUCGUGGGGUUAUGAUUGAUUCAGGAAGAAACUACUUGAGUAUCGACUCCAUUUUGGAACAAAUUGAUAUUAUGUCCCUUGCUAAAUUAAACACUUUGCAUUGGCACUUGGUUGACGCUCAAAGUUGGCCCGUGGCGUUGAAUUCAUACCCAGAAAUGAUCAAUGAUGCUUAUUCACCACGUGAAAUUUACACCAAGCAAGAUAUCUUGUAUGUUAUUAACUAUGCUUACGAGCGUGGUGUGAGAAUCGUUCCUGAAGUGGAUAUGCCAGGUCAUGCCAGGGCCGGUUGGCGCCAGGUCAACCCUGACAUUGUUACUUGUGGUGAUUCUUGGUGGUCCAAUGACGUUUGGGCUAACCAUACUGCUGUUGAACCACCUCCAGGUCAAUUAAACAUCUUGAUGCCAGAAACUUACGAGGUUAUCACGGAUGUUUACGAAGAAUUGAGUAGCAUCUUCCCUGAUAACUUCUUCCAUGUUGGCGCUGAUGAAUUGCAAGAACCUUGUUAUUACAUGUCCCCCUUGAUCAUGGAUAACUGGUUUGAAAAGAACAGAACAAUGAACGAUUUGACUCAAUAUUACGUUGACAAAGCCUUGCCUAUCUUUUUCAAUGUCUCUGCAGAUAGGAAGUUGAUUAUGUGGGAAGAUAUCAUCACCACCCCGGAAGGUGCUCAUACUUUACCUACCGAAAACAUCAUUUUGCAGUCGUGGAACAAUGAUUUGGUAAACAUCAAGAAUUUGACUUCGCAAGGGUACGAUGUCAUUGUUUCGCUGGCCCUGCAUUUCUAUUUAGACUGUGGUUAUGGUGGAUGGGUCACCAAUGAUCCAAGAUAUGUUGAUAUUCCAGAUAAUGACGAUUUCAAUAACGGACAAGGUGGUAGUUGGUGUGCUCCAUACAAGACCUGGCAAAGAAUUUACGAUUACGAUUUUACGGCCAAUUUGACUGCUGAAGAAGCACAACACGUCGUUGGUGCGGAAGUUGCCUUAUGGUCCGAACAAGUUGAUUCCACUGUGUUGAUCUCCAAGAUCUGGCCCAGAACCGCUGCAUUAGCAGAAAGCACUUGGAGUGGUAAUCGUGAUGAUGAAGGGCACUUGAGAACUAAUUUGUUGACCCUGAGAAUCCUCAACUUUAGAGAAUACUUGGUGGCUUUGGGUCACGCUGCCUCUCCUUUGGUUCCUAAAUAUUGUUUGCAAAACCCACAUGCUUGUGACUUAUACCAGAACCAGACUGCAUUGGAUCAAUAUUAGAUAGAUAGUUACGUUGUAUAAGAUUUUAAAUAUACUUUCAG